Choloepus didactylus (southern two-toed sloth) is the source of this 4348-nucleotide messenger RNA. RefSeq names its product neuralized E3 ubiquitin protein ligase 1B (gene NEURL1B). Gene Ontology annotation, molecular function: ubiquitin protein ligase activity. Gene Ontology annotation, biological process: ubiquitin-dependent endocytosis. The record is from RefSeq and is a predicted model, not a curated record. The transcript is spliced from 5 exons. The coding region runs from base 151 to 1815 and encodes 554 amino acids. Gene Ontology annotation, cellular component: early endosome. NCBI's taxonomy places the organism in Eukaryota, Metazoa, Chordata, Mammalia, Pilosa, Megalonychidae.
UCCCUCCCGGCGCCCUCCUCAGCUGCCGCCCGCCGGCUCGUCCGUGCAGCGGCGAUGCCCUGGAGCCCGACCCUGACCCCCGGCCCGCCGCGUAAUUAGCUAUCGCGCGCUCCGAGAGCGCCGCCGCCAACGACGCGCCCCGACGCAGCGAUGGGCAACACAGUGCACAGAACCCUGCCAGACUCGAGCCCGCAGGCGCGCCUCCUGGCCACCCGGCCGUGCUGUGGCCCUGGCCCCGAGCGGCGCCCGGUCCUGGGCGAAGCGCCGCGCUUCCACGCGCAGGCCAAGGGCAAGAACGUGCGACUGGACGGCCACUCGCGCCGGGCCACGCGGCGCAACAGCUUCUGCAACGGGGUCACGUUCACGCAGCGGCCCAUCCGGCUGUACGAGCAGGUGCGGCUGCGCCUGGUGGCCGUGCGCCCGGGCUGGAGCGGCGCGCUGCGCUUCGGCUUCACCGCGCACGACCCGUCGCUCAUGAGCGCCCACGACAUCCCCAAGUACGCCUGUCCCGACCUCGUCACGCGGCCCGGCUACUGGGCCAAGGCGCUGCCCGAGAACCUGGCGCUGCGUGACACUGUGCUGGCCUACUGGGUGGACCGCCACGGCCGUGUCUUCUACAGCGUCAACGAUGGCGAGCCCGUGCUCUUCCACUGCGGCGUGGCCGUGGGCGGCCCGCUCUGGGCGCUCAUCGACGUCUACGGCAUCACCGACGAGGUGCAGCUCCUCGAGAGCAUGUUCGCCGACACGCUGACGCCGGCGCGCCUCAGCCAGGCCCGCUUCAGCUCCUGCCCGCCGCCCAGCAACCACGACGCGGCCAAUUUCGACAACAACGAGCUCGAGAACAGCCAGGUGGUGGCCAAGCUGGGCCACCUAGCGCUGGGCCGCGCCCCAGGGCCGCCACCCGCCGAUGCCGCCGCCGCCAUCCCGUGCGGGCCCCGCGACCGCCCGCGGCCCGCGUCCUCGCCCGCGCUGCUGGAGGCCGACCUGCGCUUCCACGCGACGCGCGGGCCCGACGUGAGCCUGUCGGCCGACCGCAAAACAGCCUGCGCGCCGCGGCCCGAGGGCGGCCGCACGCUCGUCUUCUCCGAGCGCCCGCUGCGGCCCGGCGAGAGCCUCUUCGUGGAGGUGGGCCGCCAGGGGCUGGCGGCGCCCAGCGCGCUGGCCUUCGGCAUCACGUCGUGUGACCCGGGCGGGCUCCGGCCCGCUGAGCUGCCCGCCGACCCCGACGCGCUGCUCGACCGCAAGGAGUACUGGGUGGUGGCGCGCGCCGGGCCCGUGCCGAGCGGCGGCGACGCGCUUAGCUUCACCCUGCGGCCCGGUGGCGACGUGCUCCUGGGCGUCAACGGGCGCCCGCGCGGCCGCCUGCUGUGCGUCGACACCACGCAGGCGCUCUGGGCCUUCUUUGCCGUGCGCGGCGGCGCCGCGGGUCAGCUGCGCCUCCUCGGCAUCUUGCAGUCCAGCCCUGCAACCACAUCUCCAUCAGGGUCCCUCAGCGGCUCCCAGGAUGAUAGCGAUUCAGAUAUGGCCUUCAGUGUCAACCAGUCCUCCUCGGCAUCUGAGUCAUCUCUGGUGACAGCCCCCAGCUCCCCGCUGAGCCCCCCAGUGUCACCGGUGUUCUCCCCACCAGAGCUGGCAAGCAGAAAGAAUGGCGAGUGCACGGUGUGCUUCGACGGCGAGGUGGACACUGUCAUCUACACGUGUGGACACAUGUGCCUGUGCCACAGCUGCGGCCUGCGGCUCCGGAGGCAGGCCCGGGCCUGCUGCCCCAUCUGCCGGAGGCCCAUCAAGGACGUCAUUAAGAUCUACAGGCCAUAGCCAGGCCUGCCACAGGCCUUGGCUGGAGCCAGGUCACCUUUCUGAAACCCCCCUGGGCCCGGCAACCACCAUGGCCACCAGGAAGCCUAAGGGCAGUGGCCAGCUAAUCUGCCUCUCCGCAGCGGUGGGCAAGGCCUGACAGUCGAGGAGGCGAGGCCCCCAGGGGUCUGAGCACAGGCGAGGGUUGCUUCUGCCUCAAUAGUGCUUUGCUCCCAAGAGGCCGUCCCAAGCAAGCUCAGGAACUGCCUGGCAGAUCACCCAGUCCCUUGGUGACUUUUCAGCUGGGAAACAGCAUCCUCUGUGCAAUGCUUUUUCUGGGGUUGGGCUGAGUGUGCGUGUGAGAUGGGGAGGGAAGGGAGGAAGAGAGAGAAAAAAAAUGAAAAAUAGAGGUCGUGUGAGAGAAUGAGUGAGCAAGCAAGUGAGAACACAUGGGUAUUUUAUACCUGAAUCCUGGCUCUAGGAGGUUAACACUAAGGAAUGUGCAAUCCGGGUUAGUAUGGUUAGAAAUUGUUCACUUUCUGGGAUUGUGAUGUAAGCUGGUUUUGAAUGUAUGAAGCCUGAACCUAAAUAGAGCUCCCUUGGAUGGUAUAGAGAAGGGACACCCAGAUUUUCUAAGGAGAAGAAAAAAUAACUCAUUGUUUACAGCUCCAAAUCAGCAAGUCCUUGGGGGGGAACGUGGGUGGAGAACAUAAAAGAAUAAUUUGCUUCUUUAGUUUCUUAGUCUUUGAGAGGAUUUUUGAUGGGUGCUGUGGGACCUAGAGCUCUGGCUGUGUCAUCGCAAGAAGCUUUUUCACCCUUUCACCCCCAGACAGCCUAAUCAUAAACAGUUGCACCUUGACUCACUCUUCAGAUGCUUCUAGGCUCCCAAGCCUUUAUAACACCCUUCUCCUCUCCAAGGAGAAGACCACAGCAGGCUCUCUUUUCCUGGGGCAGGGAAAGGAUCCUAGAGGCAGGUGGCUCACCUGGAGUUGGAAAGGUCACUCUAUAGCACAGAGAACUCUCUACAUCUCCUUUUGUACUUACUGGGCCUGGCAUUAACCGGGGAUGAGGGCCUUCCCAGGGUGCCCUGCCUGUCAAAGAGAGGGAAACAACAACCAGGCUCUCACCAGGGCCGUGUAACUGGGCUCUGUUCUGACUCUCAGCUUAUCUCCUGCUGACUAGUAAGGUGUUCAUUGAUAAUUCAGAUGUUAACUAAUUAACUGAAAAUGCACCUCCCCGCAAUAUCCCCCAUCCCCAUUCCCUCACCCCUGCCCCAGGCCCAUCUCUGCAGCACCCCCAGACCACACCUGGGCUGAUGGGGUGGCCCCUCAUUUCCCUCCAGCUCUGAUACCUCUUCUGCCCUAACCUGUGUUAUAUCUUUAAGGCAGUCCCUUUAUUUCUCUUCUGUCAAAGAGGAAGCUAGUACCUGCCCAUUUCAAGAACUUUAGGGAGCAUCUGCACAGCAUUCUAAAAAGCCUGAGACAGGUAUCAUUUUUAUCCCAAUUCCCCGUCUGUUCAUCUCCUACUAGGGAGGCAGGGAGAGGAGAGCAUUCCCUGAGCUUGCACAUUCACCUAACGUGUUUGCUGGGUGCCCAGAGCCAGGUCAGGCCCUCAUCAGACCAAGUCAAAUAAGACCCGUCGGUGCCAUCACGAUGCCCGAGGUCUGGGGCCCACCACCUCUCUCCUGGGAGUGGUCAUGGUUUUCUAACCUGAUUUCCACUCCAGAAACCCCACUGUCUUGCCCCGGCAAGACACGAGUUUGAGAAUCUCUGCAGUCCUCAGAGCCCAGCUAACUUUGAUUAGCUGGAUCCCUCCAGUUCCCCGCUGUGCAGGGGAUGAGUAAAGGCACGUGCAGGCCAGUGUGAGGAGUCUCCAUUCACCACCCCGCCACCCUGGCUCUCCAGGCAGCAACCCUCUGACUGGAUUGAGCCAGGGUCACAAGCUCCGGUGGUCUCGGCCUGGGGGAGCAGCCCAUCCCUCCUGCCACUUGCCCUGCCCGGCCACCCCUUUGGUUCCAGCCUGGAUCAUGUACAACAGGCGCCAAGAAACCAGUGACUGAGGGCCUGGCGACCUGUUACCUGGGGAGAAAGGAGCCAGGGGCCCAUUUAACCUACUCUGCUGCCGCUAUAAAUAGCACCCCUGAUUCCAAGAGGAGUUAAGGGGUAUUUAUCUUCUAAAACCCAGACAUUUCCUGAUGCACCAAGCUGAUUUAUUCAGUGCUACAGAGGAGAUACCUCCCCCCACCAUGGUCUGUUUUGAAAAGGGGGCAGGGAAAAGAGGAAAGGGAACCACUGUUCUUAAUUUUGCAUCUUCUGUAGGCCUUGGCACUAGGCUAGAGAGGUGCUUGCAUGCACUAAUCCUUUGAGGCAGGGCUUAGGACCAUACUGAGUUGCAUCUAAGAUACAACUGAUUAUAAAUUGCACCAUUCUGUGUACCACUAAGAAAAAAACACUGCCAAUUUUAACUGUAAGAUGCCACAACUAUGUAAUUCAUACAGAAAUAUGAAAAAAAAAAAAAACUUCUACCUAGAAUCGAUGAAAUACGGUAGUAGCCC